Molecule: messenger RNA, 1062 nt
Organism: Rotaria sp. Silwood2
Lineage: Eukaryota; Metazoa; Rotifera; Eurotatoria; Philodinida; Philodinidae
Source: the annotation of a GenBank genome assembly
AUGCCAAUAUUUGACGUAAAGAAUAAUAUCGUACAAGAGCCACUUAGUGACGCACUUUCGAUUCCUGUUCCUACGCGUGUUUCACAAAACAAAAUUCAAAGUAACAAUGCAAUUAUUACUCUUCCACGCGAACCAUCGGUUGUAAAUAACCAUUCAGAACCGAUUCAAACAGUGCAGCAACUAAAUGCAUUAUCAUCUACUGAACCGACAACUUCAUUCCCUGUCGUCAAUGAACCGACAGAAAAGAAAUUCAAACAAGAACAGCCACAGCAACAAAUAAUUCAACGAAGUACUUCUCAUUUGGAUACAUCUGAAUUACCUAAACAUAGCAAAACAAUGAUUGGUGAGGCUGUUGUUAUUUCUCGGUCUACUAUGAACCGAAAUGAUCCAAGAUGUUUGAAAAAUCAUUAUACUUCAUCAUUUCGACCUAAUCGUUCCAUAGUUGAACAUAAUGGAAAACAAUUUAUUGUUGAAUUUGCACAACGUGCAGAAUGCCGUUAUGUACAAUAUAUGGAUGAAAAGACAAAUCAAAUGAGAUAUUUUGAAGUCGUUGAUUGUAUGCCAAGUACAAUAAUACGGCCAUAUAGAUACAAGUCUCAACCACUGUCACGAAAUGAUACGCCUCGUCUUGAUCAUCGAUCGAAUCAGUGUCUUGCUCUUCAGCAAAUUCCAAGUGAUCGAUCACAAGCAGUAACACCUUCAAGUUUCAUUGAUAAACGAGAUUUAAAAUCAUCGUCAUUUGGUCUACAUAUUCCAACUUACUCCGAUUAUAAUGAAUCUCCUACUACAACUUAUUCUCUUGAUUCAGGUGAAGAAACUGAAGCGAUAAAUAAUCAAAGAAUUGAUCGAAUAUUGAGAUCGAGCGGAAUUUGGAGUGAUUACAAGCAACCGUAUCCAUUUUUAUUCAGUAAUCAUAAUACUACAGUAUUUUUAAAUGGAGCAAUUGGCAGAUACGAUUUGCCAACGCCAUAUAAUCCAUUUGUUCGAUCGUUAUAUCCAAGUGAUUAUCAUCACUGUCGAAAACAAUGUACUCUAAACAACUGUGCAGAGCCAAUUAUGUAA